UUGUGCUUCCCACAGAAGAUGGGAGCGACCUCUUCCUGAUCGGGAGCUGUUUAAAGGAGGGAGUGCGCCGUGUUUCCUACUAGCGCGGAGGAUCGGAGAAGAAUCCAUUCACACUCCCCAAACCAGUAGGUUGUGACAGUUGGAAGUGUCAUCUACAACAUGCUGCGAUUAAGUCUUUCACCCACCUUUUCAAUGGGAUUACAUCUGUUAGUUAUCCUGGCUCUCUUAUUUUCCCAUGUGGACCGCGUAAUUGCGGAGACAGAAAUGGAAGGAGAAGGAAAUGAAACUGGUGAAUGUACUGGCUCAUAUUACUGUAAGAAAGGGGUGAUUUUGCCCAUCUGGGAGCCCCAAGACCCUUCUUUUGGGGACAAAAUUGCUAGAGCUACUGUGUAUUUUGUGGCCAUGGUCUACAUGUUUCUUGGAGUCUCUAUCAUAGCUGAUCGGUUCAUGUCCUCUAUAGAAGUCAUCACAUCUCAAGAAAAAGAAAUAACCAUAAAGAAACCCAAUGGAGAGACCACCAAGACAACUGUGAGGAUCUGGAACGAGACAGUUUCCAACCUGACCCUGAUGGCCCUGGGAUCUUCUGCUCCUGAGAUUCUCCUUUCAGUAAUUGAAGUGUGCGGCCAUAACUUCACUGCAGGAGACCUCGGUCCUAGCACCAUCGUGGGAAGUGCUGCGUUCAAUAUGUUCAUCAUUAUUGCACUCUGUGUUUACGUGGUCCCUGACGGAGAGACAAGGAAGAUUAAGCAUUUGCGUGUGUUCUUUGUGACGGCAGCCUGGAGCAUCUUUGCCUACACCUGGCUUUACAUUAUUUUGUCUGUCAUCUCUCCUGGUGUUGUGGAGGUCUGGGAAGGUUUGCUUACUUUCUUCUUCUUUCCCAUCUGUGUUGUGUUCGCUUGGGUAGCAGAUAGGAGACUACUUUUUUAUAAGUAUGUCUACAAGAGGUAUCGAGCUGGCAAGCAAAGGGGCAUGAUUAUUGAACAUGAAGGAGACAGGCCAUCUUCCAAGACUGAAAUUGAAAUGGAUGGGAAAGUGGUCAAUUCUCAUGUUGAAAAUUUCUUAGAUGGUGCUCUGGUUCUGGAGGUGGAUGAGAGGGACCAAGAUGAUGAAGAAGCUAGGCGAGAAAUGGCUAGGAUUCUGAAGGAACUUAAGCAGAAACAUCCAGAGAAAGAAAUAGAGCAAUUAAUAGAAUUAGCUAACUACCAAGUCCUAAGUCAGCAGCAAAAAAGUAGAGCAUUUUACCGCAUUCAAGCUACUCGCCUGAUGACAGGAGCUGGCAACAUUUUAAAACGGCAUGCAGCUGACCAAGCAAGGAAGGCUGUCAGCAUGCAUGAGGUCAACACCGAAGUGGCUGAAAACGACCCUGUUAGUAAGAUCUUCUUUGAACAAGGGACAUAUCAGUGUCUGGAAAACUGUGGUACUGUGGCCCUUACUAUUAUCCGCAGAGGUGGUGAUUUGACCAACACUGUGUUUGUUGACUUCAGAACAGAGGAUGGCACAGCAAAUGCUGGGUCUGAUUAUGAAUUUACUGAAGGAACUGUGGUGUUUAAGCCUGGUGAGACCCAGAAGGAAAUUAGAGUGGGUAUCAUCGAUGAUGAUAUCUUUGAGGAGGAUGAAAAUUUCCUUGUGCAUCUCAGCAAUGUCAAAGUGUCUUCCGAAGCUUCAGAAGAUGGCAUACUGGAAGCCAAUCAUGUUUCUACACUUGCUUGCCUCGGUUCUCCCUCCACUGCCACUGUAACUAUUUUUGAUGAUGACCACGCAGGCAUUUUUACUUUUGAGGAACCUGUGACUCACGUGAGUGAGAGCAUUGGCAUCAUGGAGGUGAAAGUAUUGAGAACAUCUGGAGCUCGAGGAAAUGUUAUUGUUCCAUAUAAAACCAUCGAAGGAACUGCCAGAGGUGGAGGUGAGGAUUUUGAGGACACCUGUGGAGAGCUCGAAUUCCAGAAUGAUGAAAUUGUCAAAACAAUAUCAGUCAAGGUAAUUGAUGAUGAGGAGUAUGAGAAAAACAAGACCUUCUUCCUUGAGAUUGGAGAGCCCCGCCUCGUGGAGAUGAGUGAGAAGAAAGCCCUGUUAUUGAAUGAGCUUGGUGGCUUCACAAUAACAGGAAAAUACCUGUAUGGCCAACCUGUCUUCAGGAAGGUUCAUGCUAGAGAACAUCCGAUUCCCUCUACUGUAAUCACCAUUGCAGAUGAAUAUGAUGACAAGCAGCCACUGACCAGCAAAGAAGAAGAGGAGAGGCGCAUUGCAGAAAUGGGGCGUCCCAUCCUGGGAGAGCACACCAAGUUGGAAGUGAUCAUUGAAGAAUCCUACGAAUUCAAGAGUACCGUGGACAAGCUCAUUAAGAAGACAAACCUGGCCCUGGUGGUUGGGACAAACAGCUGGAGAGAACAGUUCAUUGAAGCUAUCACUGUCAGUGCUGGGGAAGAUGAUGAUGAUGAUGAAUGUGGGGAAGAAAAGCUGCCCUCCUGUUUUGAUUAUGUGAUGCACUUUCUGACUGUGUUCUGGAAGGUCCUCUUUGCCUUCGUUCCUCCUACUGAAUACUGGAAUGGCUGGGCGUGUUUCAUUGUCUCCAUCCUCAUGAUUGGCCUACUGACAGCUUUCAUUGGAGACCUGGCCUCACACUUUGGCUGCACCAUUGGCCUGAAAGAUUCUGUGACUGCAGUUGUGUUCGUCGCACUUGGGACAUCAGUGCCAGACACAUUUGCCAGCAAAGUGGCAGCCACCCAGGACCAGUAUGCAGACGCCUCCAUAGGUAACGUCACAGGCAGCAACGCGGUGAACGUCUUCCUGGGAAUCGGUGUGGCCUGGUCCAUCGCUGCCAUCUACCACGCAGCCAAUGGGGAACAGUUCAAAGUGUCCCCUGGCACGCUAGCUUUCUCUGUCACUCUCUUCACCAUUUUUGCUUUCAUCAAUGUGGGGGUGCUGCUGUAUCGGCGGAGGCCAGAAAUCGGAGGUGAGCUGGGUGGGCCCCGGACUGCCAAGCUCCUCACAUCCUGCCUCUUUGUGCUCCUAUGGCUCUUGUACAUUUUCUUCUCCUCCCUGGAGGCCUACUGCCACAUAAAAGGCUUCUAAAGGAACUAUCAGAUAUAGUAAAUUUAUAUAUAUAUAUAUAUAUAGACAUAUAUAUAUACAUAAAAAAUUAUGUAUAACGAACAGAGGAAACUGACAUUUGUCAUGUUCACUUACCUGCUGAUGGAAUCCAGCUUCAAGAGCAUAACUCUCUGUACUAGGGCCGAAGUCAAAAACGAUCACCUCCCAUUCCCAGAGGCAUCAUCAUGUUGAACAAGGCACGGAGGCAGGGCCAUCUUUGCAGCUCGGUCUAGAAGGGCUGCACUCUUUCCAGGUUCAUAAAUCCUUAAGGCUUUGAUUUGUUUUCUUGAUUUUGAUUUUGUUUUCAGAGGGGCUGGGGAGGUAGUUGAUGUUUGGCUUUGUUUUUGUUAUUUUGUUGUGUUUUGUUUUGUUGGGAGGGUCAGGGUUGUUGCUUUUCUUUGUGGGAAGUGAAACCAUCCAAAUGUAAAUGGGUUUUUGGUCAAAAUCUAAAUCACUGAGAUUCCCCCUCACCUCCCCCAACCACUUAAAAAAUUAUUUUGGAUUAAGAAAAAAUCUGGGCAUGGAAGAAGAAAGAAGCAUGUCUUCAUUGUAUUAACAAAGUUCAUGCUUAUCUCCAGAAUGUGAGCAGAGGUGAAGCUGCCUCCAAGAAGCAUGAGAGCGGAAUGGAGCCAGGAAAUCUGAUGUUUUUAGAUGUAGGCUGACAUUUAAGGAUGUGAUGCCUGGCACUCUUGUUUAACAGGUACAGGGAAAAUGUGCCUAGAAUCCCAGGAACAUGCAAAAUGCUUUCUUUCUCAUCUGUUUAGCUCUGGACUGUGAUUAGCAAGGCCCUUCUUCUAGCAUCCAGCCCAGCUAAGCCCCCAUUUGCCCCAUCCCUGCCCUGUUCCUCCUGUCCACCUGCCAUCCCCUAUGCAAACAGGAACAAUAACCCCAUCCAAAAACCACAUCAUCCUUCUCCAUUUGCAUUAAUACAUGUCCCAGUCCCAUGUUGCUGUUGCUUGGGAUUGUCUUGUCAGUUUUAUUUUCAAAGGCAUCCAUGGCUUGCACCAUCCUGUUCCAGUCAUGACUGAACAUUUGCUCCUUCUACAUGUGCCUGUUCGGAAAUGUUGUGAUACCUGUUACACAGUGCAUGGAUGAAAAACAAAUAAAACAAAGCGUAUCUGUAUAUAGUAGAGUACAUACUGUUCUCCCAUUCGGCAAUGUUGAUUGGACAUUGAAGACAUAAGUGAGUUUUCUUUUCACCUGAGUUGUUACUUUUGUGUUGUUAUUGAGUUUGAUUAAUUACUAGGGAUAAAAGGAGAAAGUGGCUUAUUGUUCAAGGUUCUGCACAUUCAUUUCUAAGAAGCAAUAACUGUCAUGUGGGGUAAAGUUAAAGUUAUUGAGAGGAUAGCAGGCAAACUUCAAAGGGCUUGGUGGAAAAUUAGCCAUGUGGAACACAUCAGAGGCCUCUAAAAAGCACUCAUUCAUUCAGGAAGGCCAAGGAGAGAGGCCUUAAAGAGAUGUGGAUAUGUUGCAGGUGCCUAGGCUUUCCGAGCCACCCUUUCCACAGCACCCCUCCCUGCAAAGUAUUUAUUUCACAUCUGCACUGCCCGGCCAAGAUGGUAGAUAGUGCUGGUUUGUUCAUUUUAUUUUUUUACAUAAAAAGUAUUUUGAGCCCUGUGUCUUUCACUGUCCCGUCUAGUUCCCUCUGAUUAUAUCAGUAGUUCCUGAAUAAGAAAGAAGCCAGGGUGACCAAUGGGCCUUUAAAAGUGUGUCUCCUUUACUCACGAUGAAAGAGAAGGCAAUUAAGUAAGAGUAGAACCUCCCAGGAGGAUUAGACUGGGAUGCUUUUAACCCUUUAAAAAGAAUCGCUGUUUCUCUUUUAAGACACCAAAGAACAUGGAUAAACCCAACAUUCCAAAGUAGUGAGUCCACUAAUGAGAAAAAGAUAUAAUGACUUUGGUCACCUCUCAGAGACUUCUGUGUCUAUAAGGAAUCCCGGGCUGGAGAAACCCCCAGCCCUCUUAAUACUUAAUAAAUUAAAGCCAUUGAGACUUAUUUUUUCUUCUUUCACUCAGUAACCAUGAUUCCUCAUCAUUUACUAGACAUUUAUUUGGUGACUGAAUGAGUAAUUAAGUGCUGGUUACCCACUCAAUGUGCCAGGGAGUAUGAUACUUUCUGGGGACUAUGCCAUGAACAAAACAGUCUAGAUCCCUGCCCUCAGAAGGUUUACAGUUAAUGUGAUUACCAUUUUCAUGAGUAAAAGUGAAGAAAGCCAUAUGGAAAGAUCUUUAUCUUGCAAGAAAGAAACAAAAACAAUUAUGAAACUCUUUUAACAUAAACACACUGAAACGUUAUGAAAGCAAUUUUCUAAAUUGUAUUUAUACCCAAGAUUUUCUUUAAGAGAGCAUGAAAUGUAAGUUUGGAAAAGCACCCCCUUUACCCUUGACCCAAUGCACAUCUCUCCAUUUGAAGCCGAGAAGGGCAGUCGUGUUGGUGAUCCAGAUCACUGAGAAGGCCCAGUUUAGCCCAUCUUACAUCUUUGUUGGCAGUAAUACUUUUCUGGGGCCCACACCUUUAUGAUUCUUUAUCUGUCAUUCUAAACCAUCCUUCCCAUCCUUUUUUUUUUUUUUUUUUUUUUUGAGAUUUUCUAAAUGGAAAGCUAGCCUAGAAGCACCAAGUAAAUAUACUCAAGGAAUGUAAGUUGUUUAAACAUUAGAAAGAUUUUUGCACUCAUUUUUUAGCUGUAUUAGGAAUGUCAAUAAUCUUGUAGCAAAUUUUCACAGAGAACUUGAAGAAAUUCUGGCAUUGGUCAAUUUCCAUUUGAAAGCUUUUUGGUUUGGUUGCUUUUUAAAUUUUUAUAUCCUAGGAAACUAUGAUUCUGGUUGUUCCGGAUUGUUAUUAUUAUGGUUGUGUAAAAUUUUAUUUUGUUUGAUUAUUUUAUUUUGUGUGUAUUGUGCACAGCUUUACGGGGGAAGUGCACUAAUUGUGCUGUUCCUUAUAAAUGGUACACAUUACUGACACAGACAAAUAAAGUUUCUAAUUGUUUCUGAUUUCAUCACUAGUGAUACAGCAUAUUCAGUAUGGAAUGUUUUCUGUCUUCUCAUUGUCAUCUACUUCAUUUUUUGUUUUCAUGUUUCAAAGAAAUAAAAACCAAAAUG
This is a messenger RNA of Saimiri boliviensis boliviensis (Bolivian squirrel monkey), 6188 nucleotides long. NCBI's taxonomy places the organism in Eukaryota, Metazoa, Chordata, Mammalia, Primates, Cebidae. The record is from RefSeq and is a predicted model, not a curated record.